This is a messenger RNA of Frankliniella occidentalis (western flower thrips), 230 nucleotides long. RefSeq names its product oxygen-dependent choline dehydrogenase-like. NCBI's taxonomy places the organism in Eukaryota, Metazoa, Arthropoda, Insecta, Thysanoptera, Thripidae. The record is from RefSeq and is a predicted model, not a curated record.
AGCCUCAAGCAGAGGAGCAGGCUGCCUCCUCGAGGGCAAUGCGAGCAAGACCAGGGGAGCUGUACAGAUGCAAAACCGUCCACCAGCAGCAAGGAGGAGUUGUGAUGUGCAGAAUUAUUGAACAUAUUCUAAGAUAAACUGUGAUACUGAAUAAAUGUGAUAUGCCAAAGAGGUAAGUUAGGGCCUGUUAGAAUAAAAAAAAAUAGUAAUAAUAAAUGACUGUGACAUAA